Messenger RNA from Drosophila novamexicana, 2730 nucleotides. It is a transcript of the gene TER94, whose product is annotated as transitional endoplasmic reticulum ATPase TER94. Gene Ontology annotation, molecular function: ATP hydrolysis activity; polyubiquitin modification-dependent protein binding; ATP binding. NCBI's taxonomy places the organism in Eukaryota, Metazoa, Arthropoda, Insecta, Diptera, Drosophilidae. Gene Ontology annotation, biological process: retrograde protein transport, ER to cytosol; mitotic spindle disassembly; autophagosome maturation. Gene Ontology annotation, cellular component: cytosol; nucleus; VCP-NPL4-UFD1 AAA ATPase complex. The record is from RefSeq and is a predicted model, not a curated record. The transcript is spliced from 6 exons. Bases 29 to 2647 code for a protein of 872 amino acids.
CAAACAGAAGAUUAGUCCAAAAAAAAAAAUGUCCAGCGGCAACGAGGAAAACAACGCCAGCAGCUCGAAGCGUUCACUGGCCAAGCAGCCGGCUGCAGGCACCGGCAACAACAACAACAAUUACAAUGCAGACCAGGGCCAGAAAAUGGAUGUCGACAUAACCGACAUGGUGCGCAACUAUCGCAACGAGCAGGACGAGCUGUUGAUAAAGAAUGAGAAAUCGGAGCUGCCCAAGCCGCAGGUCUCCGGCGAGAAACGCGAAGACCUGGCCACGGCAAUUCUGAAGCGCAAGGAUCGCCCCAAUCGUUUGAUUGUCGAGGAGGCGCAGAAUGAUGACAAUUCCGUCGUGUCGCUAUCGCAGGCGAAAAUGGAUGAGCUGCAGCUCUUCCGUGGCGACACUGUUAUCCUGAAGGGCAAGCGCCGCAAGGAGACCGUUUGUAUUGUGCUGUCGGAUGAUACCUGCCCGGAUGAGAAGAUACGCAUGAAUCGUGUUGUCCGCAACAAUCUGUGCGUUCAUCUGUCGGACGUGGUUUCCGUGCAAUCCUGCCCGGAUGUCAAGUAUGGCAAGCGUGUCCGCAUUUUGCCCAUCGAUGAUACCACCGAGGGUGUUACCGGCAAUCUAUUUGAGAUCUAUUUGAAACCCUAUUUCCUGGAGGCCUAUCGUCCCAUACACAUGGGCGACAAUUUUAUUGUGCGCGCCGCCAUGCGGCCCAUUGAGUUCAAAGUGGUGCUCACCGAUCCGGAACCUUACUGCAUUGUGGCGCCCGAAACGGUCAUCUUUUGUGAUGGUGAUCCAAUCAAGCGUGAGGAGGAGGAAGAGUCCUUGAAUGCUGUGGGCUAUGAUGAUAUCGGUGGCUGCCGCAAGCAGCUGGCCCAGAUCAAGGAGAUGGUCGAGUUGCCGCUGCGUCAUCCGUCGCUCUUCAAGGCAAUUGGCGUGAAGCCGCCCCGUGGCAUACUCAUGUAUGGUCCACCCGGUACCGGUAAGACGCUAAUUGCACGCGCCGUUGCCAACGAGACGGGCGCGUUCUUCUUUUUGAUCAACGGACCCGAGAUCAUGUCCAAGCUAGCCGGUGAAUCCGAAUCGAAUCUGCGCAAGGCAUUCGAGGAGGCCGAAAAGAAUUCACCGGCCAUCAUUUUCAUUGAUGAGAUCGACGCUAUUGCGCCCAAGCGUGACAAGACCCACGGCGAGGUGGAGCGUCGUAUUGUAUCCCAGCUGCUGACGCUGAUGGACGGCAUGAAGAAGAGCUCCCAUUUGAUUGUCAUGGCGGCCACCAAUCGUCCCAAUUCCAUUGAUCCGGCGCUGCGUCGCUUUGGCCGUUUUGAUCGUGAAAUCGAUAUUGGCAUUCCCGAUGCCACCGGCCGUUUGGAGGUGCUGCGGAUACACACCAAGAACAUGAAGCUGCACGAGGACGUUGAUCUCGAGCAGAUUGCCGCCGAGACUCAUGGUCAUGUGGGCGCCGAUUUGGCUUCGCUCUGCUCGGAGGCAGCUCUGCAACAAAUCCGUGAGAAGAUGGAUCUGAUUGAUCUGGAAGAUGACAAGAUUGAUGCCGAGGUUCUGGCCUCUCUGGCUGUGACCAUGGAGAACUUCCGCUACGCGAUGACCAAGUCCAGUCCGUCGGCGCUGCGCGAAACGGUUGUUGAGGUGCCCAACACCACCUGGACAGAUAUUGGCGGCCUGGAGAAUGUCAAGAAGGAGCUACAGGAGCUGGUCCAAUAUCCAGUCGAGCAUCCCGACAAGUUCCUCAAGUUUGGCAUGCAGCCCAGCCGUGGCGUACUUUUCUACGGCCCACCCGGCUGUGGUAAGACGCUGCUGGCCAAGGCCAUUGCUAACGAGUGCCAGGCGAACUUCAUUUCGGUGAAGGGACCCGAACUGCUUACCAUGUGGUUCGGUGAGUCCGAGGCCAAUGUGCGCGACAUUUUCGACAAGGCUCGCUCUGCCGCUCCAUGUGUGCUGUUCUUCGAUGAGUUGGAUUCGAUUGCCAAGGCGCGUGGCGGCAAUGUGGGCGAUGCUGGCGGUGCUGCCGAUCGUGUCAUUAAUCAGAUUCUAACCGAAAUGGACGGUAUGGGUGCCAAGAAGAAUGUGUUCAUCAUUGGCGCCACCAAUCGGCCCGACAUUAUUGAUCCGGCCAUAUUGCGUCCGGGCCGCUUGGAUCAGUUGAUCUAUAUUCCAUUGCCCGACGACAAGUCACGUGAGGCUAUACUCAAGGCUAAUUUGCGCAAGUCGCCGCUGGCCAAGGAGGUGGAUUUAACGUAUAUUGCCAAGGUGACGCAGGGCUUCUCGGGCGCCGAUCUGACCGAGAUCUGUCAACGCGCCUGCAAGCUGGCCAUUCGCCAGGCUAUCGAGGCCGAGAUACGUCGCGAAAAGGAUCGCGCCGAGAAUCAGAACUCUGCCAUGGACAUGGAUGAGGAUGAUCCAGUGCCAGAGAUAACACGCGCUCACUUUGAGGAGGCCAUGAAAUUUGCUCGCCGAUCCGUUUCGGACAAUGAUAUACGCAAAUACGAGAUGUUUGCACAGACUUUGCAACAGUCGCGCGGCUUUGGCCAGAACUUCAGAUUCCCCGGUAAUACCGGCAACACCUCAGGGUCUGGCACCAAUAUGCCAGUCAACUCGCCGGGCGACAAUGGCGAUGAUGAUCUUUACAGUUAGAUUUCUAGUUUUACGCAAGACAACAACAACAACAACAACAACAACAGCAACAAAAACACAAUUUUUUAAAUGAAUUUUUCCUC